This is a messenger RNA of Impatiens glandulifera, 2623 nucleotides long. Its product is annotated as sucrose transport protein SUC3. Bases 518 to 2356 code for a protein of 612 amino acids. The record is from RefSeq and is a predicted model, not a curated record. Gene Ontology annotation, molecular function: sucrose:proton symporter activity. Gene Ontology annotation, biological process: transmembrane transport. The transcript has 15 exons. NCBI's taxonomy places the organism in Eukaryota, Viridiplantae, Streptophyta, Magnoliopsida, Ericales, Balsaminaceae. Gene Ontology annotation, cellular component: membrane.
UGCCGAAUUUGGGAAGAGGGAAUACAAACUCAAGAAAAAGGAAAAAAAGAAAGAGCCGACAUAACUGAAAGGGAGAUCUAACAAGAGAAAGGGAUCUGAGGGCUUUUGGUUUUGGGCAGUUUUGGAUCUGUAGUAGACCAGAGAUAAGAGCCAGAAUUUCCGGCCGCGAGAGAGGAGAGAACAGCCAAAGGCGAAUUCCAGCAUAAGAGAUCUUCAAUUUUCUCCUUCAAUCGCUACAAGUCGCUUCAUCCUUCCCUGAAUUCAGAAUAUUAAGCCAGAAGAAAAAUUCGAAUGCCGGACAACUCGUGAUUUCCUAGAAUAUAGAAGGCCUGACGAAAUUCUAGUGUGGACGUUAGCUCAUCCGGAGCAUUUUCAUCUGCAAGUCCAUAGCCUCCCGAUAUUCCUCCCCUAGACGACAAAUGGACAUUAAAUCUCUGGCAACCAGAUGACUACUCAUUCUCUGAAGCAAACGUCCAGACGUGGCUCCUUCUUUUGUUAGUUUAAUAUCCUGGGACGCAUGGAUUUGGUGUCAAACCGAGUCCCUUACAAGAAUCUGAGGCAGGCAGAAGUAGAAUUAGUGGGCGCUGACGAACAUUUUCAUCACGAUCAUUAUCGAUUUGAGUUCCAUGGUAAUCACGAUAGACCUAGGGAAUCAGACGGAACAUUUUCUGAUCUCUCCAUGAAUUCGCCUCAAGCUCAGCCAUCGCCACCACCAAAGAACACUAGUUUGCCUACCUUAAUCCUGAGCUGUACGAUUGCUGCUGGUGUACAGUUUGGCUGGGCACUGCAACUUUCUCUUCUCACACCUUACAUUCAGACACUUGGAAUACAACAUGCCUUUUCAUCAUUUAUCUGGCUGUGUGGUCCUAUCACAGGUCUUGUGGUUCAACCCUGUGUGGGUAUUUGGAGUGAUAAAUGCACCUCAAGAUAUGGAAGAAGAAGACCUUUUAUUCUCAUUGGAUCACUCAUGAUUUCUGUUGCUGUGAUAAUUAUCGGAUUUUCUGCAGACAUUGGUUAUUUAUUAGGAGACACAAAAGAGGAUUGCAGAACAUUUAAAGGUACGCGAGUCAGAGCUGCCGUCAUAUUUGUUAUUGGAUUUUGGAUGCUGGAUCUUGCAAACAAUACUGUGCAGGGUCCUGCUCGUGCUCUUCUGGCUGAUUUAUCUGGUCCUGAUCAAAGAAACUCAGCGAAUGCUAUAUUUUGCUGUUGGAUGGCAGUUGGUAACAUCCUAGGAUUCUCUGCUGGUGCUAGUGGGAAUUGGCACAGGUGGUUUCCUUUCUUAACUAGCAGAGCUUGCUGUGAGGCCUGUGGAAAUCUUAAGGCAGCAUUUCUGAUUGCAGUGAUAUUCCUUGCGAUAUGUACUUUGAUGACUCUCCGCUAUGCGAAAGAGGUUCCACUAGCACCAAAGCCAACUCCACAUUUAUCAGAUUCAUUUCCUCUCUUGGAUGUUCUUGAAAAGAGGGCGUUUAAAUCUUCUAAUCAGCAGACAAACAUAAAUGUGACUGACGGUGCACAUAAGCAUAAUCAUUAUAAUGGUUGUGAAAUGCAAGUGAACUCGAAAAACGAUGAACAUAUGAGUAAUGAGGAAGUUCAAAUUGAUAGUAUCACUGAAAGUCCUGGGGCUGUGUUGGUAAAUCUGUUAACAAGCAUGAGACAUUUACCGCCAGCCAUGCACGGAGUACUUACAGUUAUGGCUCUUACUUGGUUGUCUUGGUUUCCAUUUUUUCUUUUCGAUACGGAUUGGAUGGGGAGAGAAGUUUAUCAUGGGAACCCAAAGGGGGAUGUAUCCGAGGUUAAGGCUUAUGAUCAUGGUGUCAGAGCAGGUGCAUUUGGUCUGCUAUUAAAUUCAGUUGUUCUUGGUGUUACCUCAUUCUUAAUUGAACCGAUGUGUCGAAGGAUGGGUGCAAGGAUUGUUUGGGCAUUGAGCAACUUUAUAGUGUUUCUGUGUAUGGCGGGAACUGCCAUAAUUAGCUUUGUUUCUAUGAUAGAGGAGGAGGAGGAUUCUAAAGGAGGCAGUGGAGCACUCAAAACUGCCUCUCUUAUUGUUUUUGCUCUCUUGGGCUUCCCUCUUGCUAUUACAUAUAGUGUUCCCUUCUCUGUUACGGCAGAACUGACAGCCGAUUCUGGCGGUGGACAAGGACUUGCCAUUGGUGUUUUAAAUCUUGCUAUUGUGGUACCACAAAUGAUGGUAUCUCUGGGUGCUGGUCCAUGGGAUGCACUGUUUGGGGGAGGAAAUAUUCCUGCAUUCGCUUUAGCUUCUGUAAGUGCCUUUGCUGCUGGAGUAGUUGCCAUGCUUAAAUUGCCUCAUCUUUCUAGCAAUUCUAACCGAUCAUCACCGAGUUUCCACUUUGGUUGACGUGGUCAAAUGGUUGGCGUAUAUAACAUAUGUAUGGAAAGAAUUUUAAAUAUGGAACUCAAUUCAUUCAAAACUUAGCCCACAUGUAAACUGAGAUCUAUAGAUAGAUAGUAGAUAUAUAGAUAGAUUAUAGUUCAUAUUACAACUGAGAAUCGUUUCGAUGGCCCAUUUGCCAUUUGGGGAAGAGAGGUUUAGGGAGUGUCUUUUGUAUGAAUUAAUUUGGUAUACUGAAGUUCUACAUAUUAUAUACUCAUUUCUUUCUACAAA